Molecule: messenger RNA, 2320 nt
Organism: Chara braunii
Lineage: Eukaryota; Viridiplantae; Streptophyta; Charophyceae; Charales; Characeae
Source: the annotation of a GenBank genome assembly
ACAGACAGCAGUCAUGGACCAGAAGGCCGGGGAAACAAACGAGGCCUAUCAGGCCCGCAUGUUAGCCUGGAGUAUCGAGACAAAGAAGCGGGCAGAUGACGCUGCCACAGCAGCCAAGAAAAGGGCAGAGGAUGCCGAGCAGGCACGUCUGCUGGCCGUGCAACAACAGCGCCAGCAUGACGAGGCAGCAGCAAGGGCUGCCGAUGAAGAAAGAACACAGCGUCGUGAGAAGAUAUUCACCGGAGAGCGGGCGUUACUUACCAUGGCAGCAAAAUGGCGAAGCGAGGCCGAGAAUAGCCAGUUGGAGGAUAGCGCAAACAAGAUAGCGCUCCUCCUCUCGCAUCUCACGGAUCUCCUGGCAACCUGCAUUACACAGCAGGCGGAGAUCCUUGGUCUCGACAACUCGGUAGCUCAUCUCCAAGACCGCCUUCAGCGGUUGGAGCAGCAACCAGUCCCCGCCGCCGACCCAGGCUCUUCCAAUACUGCCGACCGCCUCACCGCAUUGGAGAUGCACGUCGGCUCCCUCCAGGACGGCACACAGUUACAGCAGACCGCGACGCAACAGUUGCAGCAGCGGAGCUGCACUACCGCCACCACCUCGAGUCCGGAGCCGCGCGAGACAGCUCCUAAGUUCGAUGGGCAGGAGAUCUUCCACGACUCAAUCAAGACAGACCCAAUUCCAUGGUUUCGCAAGUUCGAGCUCACGCUGCAGCUCCACAACGUCAAGGAACACAAGCAUCACGCCUACUUGUACUCUCGCUCAGGGGGCGCGUGUCAGGCUUGGUUGGACAACCUGUUGUCCAAGUACGGAGUGGUAGCUAAUGACUUGCACACCAAGAUCACCUGGGAUGAUCUGAAGGCGGCGUGGCACAAGCGGUUCCAGGUAGAGCCGUCAGAGAUCAAAGCCAUGGACAAGCUCAUGGUCUUCGAACAAGGCACGCUGCCGAGUACGGACUGGAUCGCCGAGUACCAACGCUUGACGUUAGUCCCAGACAUCCAGAUGGGCUUCAAGGCCAUCCGCCACUACUUCAUCUCAAGGUCAUGUCCGGCAUUGAGCAAUGCCCUGACGCAGGUCGAGGACACAACGACGGCGGAAUUAUUUGACAAGGCUGCGCAGAUCAUCGUCACGAACAAGGAGGCCAAGAACCUCCGUUCAUCUGCGUCAGGCCCGAGCAGGGACCAGCAUCGGCCAAGAGUGGCCGUGGUCGCAGCGGCAGCGCCCUUAGACCAAACCAGCGAGGCUGCGUCUGCAAGUGAAGGAGACAGAUUCACAGCCGCCCGGGAAGACGCAGGUUUGCCCAUUGAAAGGCAAGGGCGGACAAGGAAACUGAGCACCGCCGAGAGUGACGCGACGACACUCUCGACGCCUUCGGAACUGGUUUCUUCGCGAGUGACCAGCCUUCAUUCCGAGGCGCACGCGGAAGUCGACAGUCCUCCGAUCCUAUUUUCUUUUGAGGACUAUGUUGCCCGGCUCAUUCCUACGCUGGGUACUCAAGCUCAAGGGCAAGAAGUGUGUGCGGAUUCUUCUCCGUCCGACAGUGGCGACUUAUCAUCUUCAAGUGGUUCUUCACGGGAUUCGGCGCGCGAGUUCAACAUAGAGGUAUUGGACCCGCUCACGUCCGAGGACUUUACAUGGCUUCCUCUCCCGACCACAGGCCGCUUGCCGGGACCGCAAUGCGUAGCACUAUGCGCUCAUCUCCACACUUACUUAUCCUUCUAUGCACCACCAACUUCGCCGACGGAUGACAAAGUCGCGGUGGGGUACAUCCUUGGGUAUACUACCAAGGUGGCCCGCGAGUUUCGCACGCAGCGGUACGAUAACAACAAUGCACCGCUCAUGUAUGUCCGCAUCCAGGUUGGGCAAGCGUCCUGCAGCGCUUUGCUGGAUAGCGGCGCGUCUCGCAACUUUAUGAGCCAGUCUUUUAUGCAAAGAGCUGGCCUUGGCGCACAAGUUUGGAGGAAGGCAAACCCGACGGCGAUCAAGUUGGCGGAUGGUAAGACGCAACAACUUCUCGAACGUUACAUCGAGGCCGUACCGGUCUACUUCGCACCUCAGGCAUGCGAACCGGUAACAUUCGAUAUUCUCGACACGAACUUCGACAUCAUUCUGGGAAUGCCUUGGCUCGCAAGUGCGGAUCACACGGUCAACUUCCAUCGGCGGACUCUUAGCGUUCGCGACGCCUUUGGCGCGGAAGUGGCGGGUACUAUUCCUCUACCGCACUCUUCGAUCCGGUGCCAAGUGGUGACGGCCAAAUCAUUCCGGGCAACUUGCGCGUAGGAGCAGCCCGAGGAGAUCGGCCUAUGUUUCUUACGGACCGUC